This is a messenger RNA of Protomyces lactucae-debilis, 961 nucleotides long. RefSeq names its product C-4 methylsterol oxidase. The transcript has 2 exons. NCBI's taxonomy places the organism in Eukaryota, Fungi, Ascomycota, Taphrinomycetes, Taphrinales, Protomycetaceae. Gene Ontology annotation, molecular function: C-4 methylsterol oxidase activity; iron ion binding. Gene Ontology annotation, biological process: ergosterol biosynthetic process. The record is from RefSeq and is a predicted model, not a curated record. Bases 62 to 961 code for a protein of 299 amino acids.
CACGCCAACCUACCUCUGCUGCACCCUGUACCACGGCCCAUUGGUCACAGAGCACACAGCAAUGCUCAACGCGACCUACUCCGCCAUCCUCGCAUCCACCCAGGCCACCCAGCCGCAACUCAACUUCCUCGAGGCGCUCUGGUCAGCCUACUACACAUGGGUCAAUAAUGAUGUGAUUGCAACAGGCAUCAUGUCCUUUGUCAUCCACGAAGUUGUCUACUUUGGCCGGUGCAUCCCCUGGAUCAUCAUUGAUAACCUCAACCUCUUGCAAAAAUACAAGCUACAGCCCGGUAAACGGCCGACUUUGCAAGAGCAAUGGAACUGUACAAAGCUCGUCUUGCUCUCUCACUUCACCAUUGAGCUGCCACAAAUCUGGCUAUUCCACCCAAUGUGUGUAUACUGGGGCAUGAAAACCAACACGCCCUUUCCAUCACUCCUGCAAAUGGCGGGACAGAUUGCACUGUUCUUUGUGAUGGAGGAUACCUUCCACUACUUUGCGCACCGUGGUCUGCACUACGGCCCUUUUUACAAGCACAUCCACAAGCUCCACCACAAGUUCUCUGCGCCCUUCGGACUUGCGGCAGAGUAUGCGCAUCCCUUGGAAGUCAUGAUUCUCGGAACAGGAACAGUCGGCUCGCCCAUCCUGUACUGCGCAUUGACCAAGAACCUGCACCUCAUCACAGUGUAUGUUUGGAUUGUACUACGGCUAUUCCAAGCAAUUGACGCACAUUCUGGUUAUGACUUUCCCUGGUCACUCAAUAAGUUUAUCCCUUUUUGGUCAGGCGCAGACCAUCAUGAUUUCCAUCAUGAAAAGUUCAUUGGUUGCUACUCGACAUCGUUCCGUUGGUGGGACCACCUUCUUGGUACAGACAAGUUGUACAAGACGUAUCGCAAUACUCAAGCGGCGCGUAAAGUUGGCAUUCAGGAGCAGACCGAGGCAGCCAAGGUGAAGGCCCUCUAG